UUAGGGGUGGGAAUAGAAAACAGUCAGAAGUUUUUCUGACUUCUUUUCUGUGCUUGCGCGCCUUCAAUGAGCUGUUCAUUCAUAGUUGGACUAAGAAUGGAGGACACAUUGCAACAAGAGAAACAAGAGCUGGAUUUUCAAAAUCCAAAUGAGGACCAAGGUGGGAUCCGUCGCCGAUUACGAGACCGGGAUCUUCUUAGGAAGAGAAAGGCUGAAGCAGAACAGAAGGAAACUAACCAGUGGGUUUUUGGGGUGGCGAGCCAGAGAAAAAGAUCAAGGGGGGAUGAGAAGAGUGGCACAAAAAAGAGAGGGAGGCCCAGGAAGACUGAGCCCACAGUGAUGAUGCCUAUCGUUCAGGGAGAGUCAGCACUUGCUCAUGAAUCUCCUGCAGUAGUGGUGGUGCCUGAACCUGUGGGGAUCAUCUCAGAUCAAACACCAGGAUCUCUAACCCCCUUACUUGCUGCUGAAAGUGGUGACAAACUGGAAUUGCAGCCACAAUCUGCAAUUGCUGCCCCUGCUUCUACACCUCUGUUUGGAUCUGUCCAAAGCUCUGUCCCUGCUCCUUUUCUGACUCCUCCAGCACCACUGAACCAGACUCCAGCUCCUGUUUCCCUCUCAGCUCCUGCUCCUGCUCCAGCUCCUGCUCUUGAUGUUCUUGAUGCAGCUGCAUUUCCUGUCCAAAAUCCAGCUCCAGUUCUGUCCCAAGCCUCUGCACCAGCUGCUGCUGCUGCUUCUGCUGCUUCUCCCGCUUCUCCCCAAGUAGAGACCCUCUUCACAGAGUCACAAGGCAGGGAUGCAUUUGACCAGGUCCUGAUUGAGGAUUUGGGACCGGAUGAGGAAGAAGACCUCAUUCCACUUCAAGACAAAUCAGCCGAUGAAGAUCUGACCGAGACUCCGUUGCUCAACGUACCUGAACAAAACAAAAUGUUCUCAAUUCCAACUUUGUCCACUCAACCUCCACCGCAAGAAUAUUUCCCUAGGAAUUCAGUCUAAUUCGUGAAAACAUAACAUAACAUUUUCUAAUGCCACCUCAGCGCUGUAUCUGAGUAUUAAGUUGGUUGUUAUAUACAGAAUAUACAGUACAUGCUAAAUGUAUGCAUUGCUUUGUUUAAAAAUGUAUGUAUUCUGUUUGCUUAUUUAUUCUUUAUUUGUGCUUCACUGCGAAGUUCACAAGUUGCAUUUUGUACUUUAAAAGUUAAUUAGUCACUGUUAACGAUGUGGUUUUAAUUGUGGAUCAAUUUGAAUUUGAAUUUUGUCUUUGUGAAUUUGUUUUUUCACCAAAUAAAAUACACUGCUUACAUAAUCUUA
Molecule: messenger RNA, 1308 nt
Organism: Solea senegalensis (Senegalese sole)
Lineage: Eukaryota; Metazoa; Chordata; Actinopteri; Pleuronectiformes; Soleidae
Gene: hemgn
Product: hemogen
Exons: 4
Coding region: 67-993 (308 amino acids)
Source: RefSeq, a predicted model, not a curated record